Messenger RNA from Cladocopium goreaui, 2013 nucleotides. Lineage: Eukaryota; Dinophyceae; Suessiales; Symbiodiniaceae. The record is from the annotation of a GenBank genome assembly.
AUGGCUGCGAGUCCUUCGGGGGGUGAUGAGAGCGUUGAGAUCUUCGUCACGGGCCGGAUCUGCCUCUUCGGGGAGCAUUCCGACUGGGCGGGAGGCUAUCGACGCUUUAACUCUGAAGUGGUGCCUGGCUGCGCGUUGGUGUGCGGCACCGAUCAAGGCCUCUAUGCCCGUGCCCGCAAGACGUCUGGGAACACUCGGGUACUGCGUUACACCUCCUCGGACGACCAGAGCAUCGAGCUGGACCUGGACGACACGACGAAUCUGCGGCAGGUGGCACAGUCCUCCUCCAUCUUCGCGUAUAUCGCUGGCUGCGUACUGGAGCUGGGCAAACAUUUUCGCGUCGGGGGAGCCGAAAUCGUGAACUACAAGUCCGAUCUGCCGAUCAAGAAGGGUUUAUCCUCCUCAGCUGCCAUCUGCGUGUUGAUCGUGCGGUCUCUGAACAUGCUCUACGACCUGAAACUCACCGUGCACGGCGAGAUGGACAUCGCCUACCGCGGUGAGAUUCAGACGCCUUCGCGCUGUGGACGGAUGGAUCAGUGCGUAGCCUUUGGCCGCGCGGUCACCAAGAUGACCUUCGACUCGGACCUGCUCUCCACGGAGUCAGUCCGAGCUGCCUCCAAUAUCUACAUGGUGGUGGUGGACCUAUGUUCCAAGAAGGAUACCAAAGAGAUCCUGAAGUGUUUGAAUGAGGCCUACCCCUUUCCCCGGCGCGACGUGGACAAAGCCUUGCACUCACUGCUUGGUGAAAUCAACCAAGAGAUGUGUCAAGAGGCGCAAGAGAUCCUGGGCGACCGGGACGAGCGCAAGGCCGCCGAACGCUUGGGCCAGGCCAUGUGCAAAGCGCAAGCGCGCUGGGAUGAGAUUGCCGUACCGCUAUGCCCCCAUGAGUUGAAGGCUCCAUCCUUACAUCGGCUCUUGGAAUUUCCAGCCCUUCAAAGACACAUCACUGGUGGCAAGGGCGUGGGUUCCCAGGGCGAUGGCAGCGCACAGUUGGUGUGCAAGUCUGAGGCGGACCAGGAGGAGGUCAUGAAGAUCGUGAAGUCCAUGGCCAUGGAACCCUUGAAGCUAACCAUCCCCAAGCAGAAGGCGGUGCGCACGGCCAUCGUUCCAGUGGCAGGUGCCUGCAGUGGCAUGUGGCCUGCGACAAAGUGCGUGGGCCCUUGGCUCUUCCCCGUGCGGAAGCAUCGCAUGGUGAAACCGGCCAUUGCAUGGUUAUGCGAAGAACUGGUCGAUGCAGGGAUUGAACGGAUCUUGUUGGUGGUGAAUCACACCACCGAAGUGGAGAUGACGAAACUCUUCAAACAACGUGAGGAGGUGUCCAUUCUUGAUGGUGUUGGGCAGCAUGCGGAAGGCUACGACGAGGUACUUCUUGCAAUAGGUGAGAAGAUCACUUUCGUCCGACAAGAGAAACCCUCCGGCAUUUCCGAUGCGCUGGUGCUUUGCGAACAGGAGGUGGACGGCGAGGCCUUCCUGCUGGCCUGGGGGGAUCACUUCUGCCGCUCCACCUCGCCGGAGAACCUGAGUUGUGUUGGGCAGCUCUUGCGAGCAUUCACUGGGCGCUCUGUAGUGGGUAUGCAUUGUGUGGACAAAGAUGGGCUUCAUGGUACAAGCGUCUAUGCUUGUAAGGAGCCCCCAACACCUUUGCCUCCACCCUUGGGUCCGCGGGACGUGACGGCAGCGGCGCCUGCGCUUUGGCCGCUCUCACGACUGGCAGAGAAACCUACGAGGGAGUUUGCGGAUGAGCAUUUGGUGACCCCUCAGCUGCCGGCAGGAAACUACUUGGCCUCCUUUGGGCACUACAUCCUGACCUUCAGCACCUUCCGAGCCUUACGGUCCAACAAGGGUGGGCACUUUACCCAUAUCUUGGAUGAGCUGCGGCUCUCGGAAGGAGUUGAUGGAGUGCUCAUUGAGGGUGAACGCUGGGACUUGGGAAACAUGCAGACCUACAUUCAGUGCUUGCAGGCACAAGCGCAGGACGAUCAAGCACCUUCCAAACGCUCAGGAAGCAGAUGA